AAGUCUUCAUCUCUGUGACCUGCACAGUGGCCUGCCUGCUGUUGCCAAGAAAACUCAAGAUGGAUUCUACUGAGAACAACCAGAGCAUCAACCUCCAGAACAGCCCUCAGGCCCAAAGGGAGGAAAGUGGCCUGGAGGAUGUUCAGAUCCCCAUAACUGAGGCAGGGGAGGCAGAAGCCACUGCCAAUUCCUCAGGGGAUGUGUCUUCUGGUCCCCAGAGUGCUGAGAGAGCUUCCUCUCCUCCCACUAUCAUGGGAGGGGCAUCAUCUGGUGAAGCCUCUGACAAUGAAGAAGGGGAUGUGGCUGAGCCCGAGUCUUACCAACAGAGUAUACUAAAUGGAAAGAUAGUUGAUUUAGUGAGAUUCCUGCUCAUUAAGUUUCGAAGGAUGGAGCUAACCACCAAGGCAGAAAUGAUGAAUAGGGCCAUGAGAGAUUAUGAGGAGUACUAUUCUGUGAUCUUUAGUAAGGCCUCUGAGUGUAUGAUGUUGAUCUUUGGUAUUGACAUGAUGGAGGUGGACCCUUUUGUUCAUGCAUAUUUCCUUUUUCCUGCCCUUGGGAUUACCUAUGAUGGGAUGAUGCAUGGGGUUCUAGGUGUACCCAAGACAGGCCUGGUGAUAAUUGUACUGUGUAUCAUCUUCAUAGAGGACAAUUGUGUCAGUGAGGAGGUGUUCUGGGAUGUGAUGAAUAGCCUAGGCCUGUUUUCUGGGAUGAAUCAUUUCAUAUUUGGGGAGCCCAAGAGCCUCAUUACUGAAGACUUUGUGCAGGAAGGCUAUGUGGAAUACAGACAGGUGCCCAACAGCUGUCCUCCUCGCUAUGAGUUCCUAUGGGGCCCAAGGGCCUAUGCUGAAACCACCAAGAUGAAAGUCUUGGAAUUUUAUGCCAAUAUUGUUAAGCAGGAUCCUAGAUCUUACCCAGAAAAGUAUGCAGAGGCUUUGAGGGAGGAGCAAGAGCGGGCCUACGCCACUGAAGUUCAGUAGAUGGCUACUCCUGCUCUGAGCACCACACAUUCUAUCACACUAAUGGUUUCCAUCCCAUAUUAUGGCAGGCAGAGCAGAAACGUAGUGGCCUGCUGGGAAAAGAAUGUGAGCCAUUCGUUUUUACUAUUCUGUUCAUAUGACAUUAGAAGGCUCUUUAAGAUUUUGCUACUUAUACUAUAAGGUUUAUUUGCUUGAGAUUUUUAAGGUUAGAAAUGACAUUAGUAAUGCAUUUAUUGUUGAUCCAGGUUAGGAGAAUUUUGUUAUCUUGAAAACACACAAAAAUGUUU
Myodes glareolus (Bank vole) is the source of this 1264-nucleotide messenger RNA. Its product is annotated as melanoma-associated antigen 10-like. Gene Ontology annotation, cellular component: nucleus. Gene Ontology annotation, biological process: negative regulation of transcription by RNA polymerase II. Lineage: Eukaryota; Metazoa; Chordata; Mammalia; Rodentia; Cricetidae. The record is from RefSeq and is a predicted model, not a curated record.